CGACUUCAAUAGUAUACGCGUCUAACAACCUAUCAUUAGCCACUAUGUACCCCGAAGCGGUCACCGUCGACAGUAAAUCAUCUUAUUCUGAUUUCGAUCCUAGCCAAUCAUCUCAGAGUUCGCAACAGAAUUCGUGCCAGGGAUACGAUAGACGGGUGAGCUUCAGUGAUGUACAAGAAACAGCUUUCUACAACGUGUACGAGCCGCCUCACGUCGUAAACUUGUUGCAUACGUUGAAAAUGAAGAAGCCCAAGUACAAAAUGAAACGUCGGUCGUCGGGUAGUAAAGUGUGGUGAUCAGCAACACCAGUACGAAUAACUUCAAAAUAUAGGGUUCACGGAGACCACAAUGCAGCAGUCAACGACGAAAAAGCACUCUAGGAGGCGUAGAAUAUAAUAGUUAAUCUCAAAAACGCUUAAUACGCAACGGUGCAUUCGAAACAAAGCCGAUUAGCCAAAAACAAAUUAGCAGAACGGUGUUCGCACAGGUUCUAUGAGCUGUGCGUGACGGUCAUGCAACGCUUGUUCUCUCAGAUGGUGAAUGUCAACAAUUGGCGAUGGCGUAGCGGCUUGAAAGCAGUGGCAAACAAGUGGAACUUUCAAUGCCACUAAUGAGCAACGCUCCAUGUUGAAUAUUGCAGAAUUCCACGAUCUUCUGGCGAGGCAGUUAACACUCGCUUAGAAUAGCAUUAAUCGUGACGGAAGGACGGCAAGGAUCAUACGGUGUUGUGGGUCAGAUGCGGGCAUUGUGGGGACACAAAACACACAUGUUGUGCUUAAUGCAGCUAUCACUAUAUACGUGAUAGUAGAGGGAGGUAAAACCAGCCAACUCUCGCCGAGCUCAAACUCGAUUGCAUAGAAUCAACGCGAACCAACGCAGACUACAAUUAUCACCCAAAUAGACUUGGACUGUGAAUCAUCCUUCGAAUAAAAUCUGCAUAUUUUAC
Sphaeroforma arctica JP610 is the source of this 946-nucleotide messenger RNA. RefSeq lists its product as hypothetical. The record is from RefSeq and is a predicted model, not a curated record. The annotation marks the transcript as partial. The transcript has a single exon. Lineage: Eukaryota; Ichthyosporea; Ichthyophonida.